CUGUGAGGGGAGGGUCUUCGAGUUGUCGCCCGCGUGAAUUCGGGGGCCCAGUGAAUGUCUGAGAGGAACCUUCACUCCAAACCCCGAGUCAGUCCGAACCCAGGUCUCUCUCGUCUCUGCCUCGACGACUUUUUCUUGUACCACUUUCCCCUCCUUUUCCCCUGGGGUCCUUUUGGUCCCUCCCCUCUCUCUUCCCCCUCAAAAAGCCGAAUUUCGCAUAUUCUCAGCUGUGAAGAGAAAAUUUUGCCGGAAAUUAAAACCUUCCUUCUAUUAGGCAGUAGUCGGUUGAUGGGAGGGGCUAAAGAUCGCUUGGUGUCCUGACAAGAUGCGUUACUGUCUUGCUAAGAUCAUCUUUAAUGCUUGAGGGAAAAUAACUAACUGCAAACCUAGAACUUUCGGAUUACUAUCCAGCUUGAAGAAGGCUUGGAAUCUUAGUGAGACCCAGGAGCCUGUGGGAGAGGCCUCUGCAAACACGCUAUUGACCUACAAAGACAUGACCACCAACACCAGCCCCACGCACCCCUACUGGCCUCGGCAUCUGAGACUAGACAACUUUGUGCCUAAUGACUGCCCCACCUGGCAUAUCCUGGCUGGCCUAUUCUCCGUCUCUGGAGUCUUAGUUGUGGCCACAUGGCUGUUGUCAGGGCGUGCUGCGGUCGUCCCACUGGGGACUUGGCGGAGACUGUCCCUGUGCUGGUUUGCAGUAUGUGGGUUCAUUCACUUGGUGAUUGAGGGCUGGUUCAGCCUCUACCAUGCGGACCUUCUCGGAGACCAAGCCAUCUUAUCUCAACUCUGGAAAGAGUAUGCCAAGGGAGACAGCCGAUACAUCCUGAAUGAUAACUUCAUGAUAUGCAUGGAGACUGUCACGGCUUACCUGUGGGGACCACUCAGCCUGUGGGUGGUGAUUGCUUUUCUCCGCCAUCAACCCCUCCGCUUUGUCCUACAGCUUGUGGUCUCUGUUGGUCAGGUAUAUGGAGAUGUGCUCUAUUUCCUGACAGAGUACCAUGAUGGAUUCCAGCACGGGGAGCUGGGCCACCCACUCUACUUCUGGUUUUACUUUGUUUUCUUGAAUGCCCUGUGGUUGGUGCUGCCUGGACUCCUCAUACUGGAUUCUAUAAAGCAACUUGCUCAUGCCCAGAGCAUACUGGAUGCCAAAGCCCCCAAAGCCAAGAGCAAGCAGAACUAAAGAGUGAUGAACUAGGCUUAAACACUGGCUAUUGAGGAACUCUCCACCUGCCAGAAGAUUCCAAUCCUUGCUCCCACAGGUUGGAAGGACAAAUCGAAUUGAUCUGUCAAACUCAGGUUGAUGGGUGGGCAGUGGGAAGAAAGGAGCCAUGUGGAGCCAGUCAGGAGCCAAUGGGACAAAGGUACAAGAGAACCUAGGAAGUCUGUGAUGGGGACAAUUUUUUUUUUUUAACUUUACAAUACUGUAUUGGUUUUGCCAUACACUGACAUGAAUCCACCACAGGUGUACAUGAGUUCCCAACCUUGAACCCCCCUCCCACCACCCUCCCCAUGUCAUCUCUCUGGGUCAUCCCAGUGCACCAGCCCCAAGCAUCCUAUAUCCUGUAUCAAACCUAGACUGGCGAUUCGUUUCUUACAUGAUAGUAUACAU
This is a messenger RNA of Budorcas taxicolor (takin), 1615 nucleotides long. Its product is annotated as 3-beta-hydroxysteroid-Delta(8),Delta(7)-isomerase. The record is from RefSeq and is a predicted model, not a curated record. Lineage: Eukaryota; Metazoa; Chordata; Mammalia; Artiodactyla; Bovidae. Gene Ontology annotation, cellular component: membrane; endoplasmic reticulum. Gene Ontology annotation, molecular function: C-8 sterol isomerase activity; cholestenol delta-isomerase activity; steroid Delta-isomerase activity. The transcript has 2 exons. Gene Ontology annotation, biological process: cholesterol biosynthetic process. Bases 494 to 1186 code for a protein of 230 amino acids.